UUGGAGCGUAAAGUCGUUGUAUUUGGACACUGUGUUUUCUAUGUUUGUACAUCUCUGGGAAAACGCAUUUUUUUUCGGAAGAAUAUUUAUUGGUUCAGAAAUUUCGGGCAUUCUUUGUCGAAAGUGAUGCAAAAAAUUAGUUGAAUUGGAAGUCGUCGCGAUUCGUUAUAAAACUACGAGAGUAAACGAAGUGAUGUUGGGUUUGUCGAUUUUUUCGUUCCUCUUUCACAUUUAAAUCUCUUGUCUACGUUGUUUCUGAAAGUGGUUUCUGGAUGUGUGCGAAGGAAGGAUGGGCUGGCUGGUUGGUGGGGAAGUUAAUGAGUUGUGCAAGCAGCGAAAUCAGUGAAGAAAUCGAAUGUAUGUUGCGUGAAAAUACUGCUCGGAAUUGGGGCAGGUGUUGCUAAAUUCGAAGAUAAAAUGCAAUCCGAGUGUUGGCAUAAAAAUGAUCACAAGCAAAAUGAUUCAUAUGUUUCGGGAGAAGCCAAAGUGUGGAUGUGAAAAUAUUUAAAAGGAGGAGUGUUGCAUGUUGCGGAAAAAAAAAUCGUAGAAAGCCAGUGCUCCGAGUGAGAAAGAGUUGUUGGGUUGAGUUACUUUUGAAAGCGAUUUAAUCUGAACGAAAAUAUAGCUACAUAAUCGAAGGAAAGUUUAAAAGUGUGUUACAAAUCUGCUACGGAUGAUACAUAUACUACAACAUAGUUUUGUGUGCUAAUGUUUAGCAUGGAGCGUUUCAUUCCGCGAUAAAAAGUGAUUGCAACGGAACCUUUAAAUGGCAGCACCGAAUGCUGAUGUCAUGCGUGGCGGUGGAUCUUCUGCUGUCGCUCCUGGCUCAGCAAUUCAACAGAUCGCACAUCACAAGCUGCCACCAAAUUUUCUGCAUCAGCAACAUUCAAUACCAAACCAUCACAUCCAGCAAUUGCAAACGCUUACCCAGCAAACCGCCGCCACUCUUGCAGCAGCCCACCACCAUCCUCACAAUGCCAUACACAAUAACCACCGAAUGCAGCAGCAGCACCAGCAUCAGCUCUCUACCCAAGGACAACCGUUGCAGCAGCAAGGCCAACAACAACAGUUGCUUCCACAGCAGCAGCAGACACAUUCUUCGGUGCCGCAUAAAAUUUCUCAGUAUAGUGGGAGUAUCAAUAAUUUGAUAUUUCCUUCCACCGAAAAUCCUUCCAAUGCAAAUAGUGAGACACGUCUUACCAGCAGUAACAGCAGCAGCAGUAGCAGUACAAGUGUAAGAGUGAAUGAUGUAAACAACAUAGUUGUUAAUUUAGCUAGUGUAAAUAAGUCGCUGAAUAUCUGCACCAAUGAGAGUAUAGCGACAUUGCCGAAUAGUAGCAGUAAUCCUGUUAUGAACAGGAUAACCACGAAUGUUAGUCAUAUCGCAGCUGAAAACAGCACUCAGCCAAAUGAGACUAUUUCAACGAAAGCUAGCGGAAGCAGCUCUUCGGUGGCGCGGUGUAACGUUGCACCAGGCUGGCGGAGGAUAAAAUAUAAUUGUGAGAUUAUCUACAUUAGCCCUUCCGGUGUACCGCUGCGGAAUUUCAACCAAGUCAAGGAGUAUCUACUGAGCGGUGGUACCUGUAAAUGUGGUCUUCCAUGCCCCUUUCGUCCCGAAGCACUUUUCGAGUUCGACUCACAGGUUCCUAAUUCAUUGUUGACUACAAACAGCACAAUACCUCAUAGCUUUUGCCUACACCAUACCAGGUACGUGGAAAAGGCGGGAAUCGUGCGUCGAGGCAAGAAAACUGUCGAUGCGGAGAACGUUGGUGGCAUCAUCAAAACAGAUACCAACGCCGGUGUGGUUACAUCACAAGAUAAUGCUGUUUACCCUCCAUAUGUGUCUACAUCGAUGCACGAUGCGAACAUGCCUAUACUCAGCCAGAAAAAUGUUAGAAAUGAGCUAGUAAAUUCUUCGCCGACCCCUACAAACGUGCUGAACCACGAAAUGUUAGUCGGACAUCAUUUGCACCUUCAAGUUGACAAAGAAAUCACCAGUAUCCCUCUGUCGAAGACGCCACCGUGGCGAAAAAACACUUCCUCUUCCUCUCCAUUAGGUUCUAAUUCAGCAACCCAGCGUCAGGUGCCGUCAUCUACGAAUUCAGUGCCAGUUAAAGCUUUUGUACAAAAUAUAAAUCAAAAUGAGCAGUUGGUCAAAAAUAGUAGAAAUUCAAGCAAAUCGCCCACCCAAGUUGGAUGGCCUGAAGAGUGCUCACGGAUACCAAAAAGUACCGCAAAAAAGCGACCCAACUUUAAGGAUGACCCAACGGGCUAUUUGAAUCAACAAACAGCAAUUUUGCAUAGUUCUAUUUCUACCUUACACAGUCCGGAUGGAUCGUCAUCCUCUCAGGAAAGUCCACAGAUAAAAUCGAUUAGUAGCUAUGACUCUGGAGAAAAUGAGGAAUCCUUAGAAACUACGAAGAUUAAAGUGGACAAAGGAAUGGUGGCCAUGGAUCAUAACAAUACAGCAGCUAGAGGAGGCGGUCAGACUGUUACAAAUGUAGCAAAUGGGAUUGUCCAGAUGCAGCAGAACUGUGAUAUUAGUCAUAUGGAAAUCCAACAGCAGUUGCAAUUUCAGCAACAACUGCAGCGGCAAAAUCAGCUUGUUCGACAGCACAAUGAGCAGCUCCAAAUUCUACAGCAGCAACAAUGUGUUGCCGAGGGAGAAUCUAAACCAAAUACUUGUUGCACUGCUGUUGCGCAUGCAUCACCUGUGUUAUCCGGUGGCAGUGGUUUCACAACAAAUCAGACUCCUGAUAUUACAUCCACUUCGUCGAAUACCCCAGAUUUUACAUGUCACGUGCAAGGUGGAGUUACCUCCAGCAGUACGCGUAGUCCAUUGUUCACCGGUAACAUCGCUGUAAUACGCUCCGAAUCUCCAGAAGUACAUUCAAACAGGAAUCUCGCGCAAAGCGCAAUUGGUCCCAACUGGACCAAAAACCAAGUUGUUGCCACAAGUAGCGUUGGUUAUGCCGGCAGUACAUCAAUACCUCGUAAUACUAUCACGUCUGUACAAGCAGGAAGUAAACCAACUACUGUUACCAGCACCACAGUUAAUAGAAUAACUAAACAUAUUGCUAGAGAGGUUGGAAAUGAAGACGAGUCAACGGUUGUCAAGACGGAAAAAAUAUUCAUUCAAAGUUCGGCUGGCUCUCAGAAUGUUUUGAACUACGCUCAACAACAAUCUCAACAGAACCAUAUGAUAAACCAUCCGCAGCAGGUUCUGAUGACUUCUAGCGGACAGUUUAUCCUCAUGUCGAACCAAACGAAUAAACAUUCUGCCCAAGUUGUUGUCAACAGCAGCAAUGCUGGGCCGGCGAUGGCAACCAACGUGAUAAUGUCACCGCAAUCGGUGAUGGCCGGAAAUAAUACACAGUAUAUGAGUAUUGCUGGUGCGGCAGGAUGCACAGUUUCGAGCGGAAACCCUAUCAGCACUGUAACGACCAAUUCGAGUGCAAAUAAUAGUGGAAUUAUGCAAAAUAUCGCUCACCAACAACCGGGUAUCAUCCAUCAUUCUCAAUCGAACACAAAUUCCAAUUUCUUGAUCAACUCUCCAAAUAAUAUGCAAUCGACUGUGAUAUUGAAUAAUGGAAAUGUAAUCCAACCUGGUGGGCAGCAAAUAUUGACGGCUAAUAACACACAAGUAAUUCAUUCAGCUAAUGUGUUAGCUGCAGCGUCGCCUGGAGCGAGCAUUGGUACAAAGUUGAUACAAAAUGGAGGAAGUACUGGUUUAAUUAGUAAUCAAACCGGCAUCAAUCAAUUACUCAAUUCUAACAGUGCGGGUGCUGCGAUUCAAACUAACACCAAUAAUGUUAUUCCCCAACAGGCCGGCACUACGGUUGUGCUGAACAAUUUGCCUUCGAACAGUAUAGUUAUUCAACCUAACUAUAACACCGUAACUGAUGGAGGUCACAUAGUGAAUCAGGUUGUAAAUCACGAUGGCACUACCACAUCCUAUAUUCAUCAGCAGAACCAGCAGCGGCAUAUUUUGCUGUCUCCAGAUACGAAACGAAAGGCAAAGAAACGGAAAAGUAAUGGUUCAACAAAUGUUCUCAUUACUCCUUCAAAUCUUCCACAGCAGAUGCAAACCCAAUUGACAGCUUCACAACAACAUCAAUCAUCAAUACAGCAGCAAACACUCCAAUCAAUCAACCACCAGGGUACCAUGCUGCAGAUUGCACCCCAGUAUCCCGCGCAAAGUUUUCAGUUAAAUUCUGGAAUAUCCGGUCUGACGAUAGUACCCAACAAAAACUCUCAACAGCCACAACAACAGCAGCAGCAAAUAUUACUGCAGAAUGGACAAAUAAUUACUCAGCCUUAUAACAUUAUUAGCCAACAGGUGCUGCUUCCUGCUGGCUUGGUAAUGACCCCAGACGCUACGUUGGUUCAAAUUCAGAACCUGGCGACACCAUGUGGAAGUAUUUUGACUACGCCCCAAGGCAUGGUGAUACGUGCACAAAGUCCCCAUCAGCAGAAGGGUUUCCUCUCGUCAAACACUGGGCAACAGUUUAUCGUGAAUAACAGUAGCCAGGUCAGCCCCAUGGGAGCCCAAAUCUACGGAGGAUCGGUAAACAUCGUUGUUCCCCAACAGCAGACAGGCGCUACAGCGUCCUUCGUUCAGCAAAACGCAACCAUAGUUCAACAGCAACCACAGCAUAUUCUUCAAUCCCCGAUGCAGGUUACUGCUACUCUCAACACCAGCACCGACAGUUGCAGUACGGCUAGCAGCACAAACGAAAGUCCUUCGCUGCCAACAACUCCGCAGCCUUCGAUACAGCAUAAAUCAUACCUGUCCGGCGCGGCAUCUCCUCCGGAUACGACCACACACAGCCCCAAUAGUCCUGAUUGUGCGUCUAGCGAAAAAAGUGCCGGAAGUGCGGAUAGUAUGAAUAUGGCAAUGGUGCAGUGUGUAUCAAGUUCGGAACCAGACCUUGUGUCGCCAACCAUCACAGAGGAGGGUCAAAUGCCAUCAGAAACUACGGAGUAUUUUGAACAAGGAGGUGUUUCGCCCUAUCAGCGCACUACUUUCACUCCAUCGGAAGCAAAAAUUAAACGCCUACAAGCACCCACUCAUCAACAGACACCGUUCGUACGAAGUGCUGCGGGUGAUAGCAACAGCACAGGCAAUAGUGGCAACAUCAGCAUUAGUUUACCACAAGCUGGGGGUGGUACGCUCCACCAGAAUCAGAUUGCACAUCACCAACAACAGUCUCGAUAUCACCAUCAGAAUCAUGCACCAAUGCUAAGUUCCCCAGCGCACAGCGUGCAACCAGAUUCACGUGACUCCACAACGCAAGUUUGCGCAAACCAAGCCGCAUCAUCGAACCAAAGUGCGCUGGUGUCUCCAAGUGCCACAAAUAGUACUGUGCCAUCCCGGUCGUUCAACGUUGGUGAGUUAGUCUGGGGAGCGGUUCGUGGUUUUCCAGCCUGGCCAGGCAAGGUGAUUGAAUCGCCGCAAGAUGGAAGCAUUACUCCCAUCGAUUGUGUCUGGGUUCGUUGGUUUGGUGGCCGUCCCAACACCGAAAUGGUGGCCGUCAUCGGACUUAAGACCCUCUCAGAGGGUCUCGAAGCUCAUCACCGAGCACAAAAGGAUGCUAGAAAGGGACGAAGACUCAAUUCACAGCUAGAACGUGCCAUCCAGGAGGCUAUGAUGGAACUGGAUCGAGUUUCAGGAACACCUUCGCCGUCGUCUUCGGCAGUAAAUACGACCAACCCUGCUUUGUCUUCUAAAGCCGUUCCAAUUCUUGCGUCGCCCACCAGUAGUACUAAACUUCCUAGCAUUAGCAAUAUUACAGUGUCACCGACCGGAAGGUCUGCCAAGACAGUUAGAGGGCAAAAAUCAAAACUAGUUAGAAUAGCUCCAGCACCGCCAACAUCUUCUGAAUGGCAUACAACGUCAACCAAUAUCAAUAAUUCGAACAAUACAGCCACUAUAGUGAAUCGGAUAAAAAUGAAAUGAGAGGAACAAACGUUGUAUAUCCUCAAGUUUGCGUAAAGAGCGGAUGCUCGAGAUCAUGUGCUGCCACCUAUGCCUCAGUUGACAGAAACACAACUUAUUUAUAGCAAACAGAAGAGCUUUAUUGCGAAUGGUUUUCCAAACAUCUUGUUUUGAGAGUGCUAUAACAUGAUAAACGAAUUCUCAAAUAGUUGGAAUUUUUUCCACCAACCCAAGACAAUAGACAAUAAACCCCUCACAAAAAAGUACACACAGGUCUCAUGAGAGUCUGAGAAACAAUUUUAAUGGCACAACCACUAUCAGUACACAUCAAUUUUCGUACAGUAUAUAGCAUUGAUAUGUAGCAAAUUUAUCCAACAAAACAUAAUAUAAAUGUCUAGGAUAAGAGUGCGUUACAACAACAUAUUCACGAUCAGUGACUUAAAUAUCAUGUUUCACGGUACUUGUCAUGCAAGGAUAUGUUGGACAGGAGAGAACUUAGUUUCUGAAGUAUUUCACAAAUACUAUUUUUGUUAUAUUUUUGAUUAUCCUUUUCUGUUACGACUUUUCCAUGUUAAUCGACACACUAGAACGCUUCCAUUGUGAUUACGAUUAGAUGCAUGUUGGACAACGUUUUUUGAAGGUGGAAACAUAACAUUCGUGAGACUUUUGCGUUUCGAGCGUUCCAAUGCACGAUCAAUGUAUGGCCUAAUGUAUUUCACAAUAAUAUUGCAUCAUUUACAAUUUUCAUGCCGCGUGGGGCGCAUGUGACUCGCUGGUAGUGUAAUAAUGCUUAGUCAAAUAUAAUUUCUGAAAGAAUGAUUUUACUGAUUUGUUGUGCUAUGCAGGAUCAUGAAUAGCCCCUUCUUUGACAAUUGUGUUUUUUACACAACUUGAGGUGCAAACGUUCCACACAGUUUAAACGGAAACUCUUCAAAAGUGGCCUGUGCAGAGAUCGUGUUUAUAUCUGCGAUAAACAAAUUUGCCCUAACUCGUUAGUUCAGCCAUCCGGUCGAAAUAGUAGAUGUCCAGUACCUCGUUCUUGUGCUGUUUUAUCAAACAUUUAAAUGAUUCUUACUUAACCCGUUGUGAGGUUACUGCACACCUUAAUUUGGAUUGAUUUUGAUUCAGAUUCGUGUUCCUUCGAUGUGAAUUCCUGUUCAGCACGUUGAUUGUCGCGUCACCCGUAAUUCGGAAAACAAUUUCAAUACAGCGCUGUUGUAAAUGCUCUGGCCACUUCGGGUGGAAAAUAGUAUGGCAUGUUGAAUGAGCAACAAUUGAAUGUACACGAAAAUAAGUUACACAAUUUGAAAUUUGGCAUCAGUAGUAUCAAUUAUCGAGUAAAUAUUGCGAGCAUCUGACGAAAGCUACUUCAUGUUACCGGAAACAUUCACAGCUAUAGGGAAAUGUUUGGUUUAGUGAAGGAACAGUGGAAAGAGAAAAUUGAACCUCGAUACAGAAUGUUAUUGAAAACUAUAUGUAGAAUUUGGACGCGCGUGGGAGGAUCCUUGCAAGAACAUCACUGGAUUAAUGGGAUGAUUGAUUACAUCAUUAGGUUAAGUGUUGCGUACGUACUGGUUUGAGCUACAUUGAUAUAUCAAGAAUAGAUAUUGAUGAUAUGUUAUCUAAAUUAUUGAUCUAGGUUUUAAUGUAGGCUAAUAAGCAGAAUUUUGUACAUUACUAUAUGUUUUCGCCCAAAUAAUUUUGUUUUCUUUUUUGUUUGUUGAGUAGAUAUUAUAGAUUUGCCGUAGAAGCGGUUACGCAUGGAUGUAUUACGUAUUACUAUUUUGUUUUCAUAAUUUCUAAGCAUCGAGAAUACAAAGUCAAAAUUAUUUAUUGAGUUUGUUUUGGAAACUUGUCCCAGUUAGGUUUAUUAUUAGGUUAUAAAAAAUGUUGAAAUAAAAUCAUGUG
This is a messenger RNA of Toxorhynchites rutilus septentrionalis, 7846 nucleotides long. Its product is annotated as mucin-2. Gene Ontology annotation, cellular component: nucleus; chromocenter. The coding region runs from base 767 to 5959 and encodes 1730 amino acids. The transcript is spliced from 9 exons. The record is from RefSeq and is a predicted model, not a curated record. NCBI's taxonomy places the organism in Eukaryota, Metazoa, Arthropoda, Insecta, Diptera, Culicidae. Gene Ontology annotation, molecular function: DNA binding; chromatin binding.